CAAACUACUACCCUACAGGCGAUAGGAAAUAAAAACCAAAUCCAUAAAUAAACAUGUGUCUAUAUAAACCACUAUAUAAAGAAGGAAAUUUUCAAACUAUUUCACAGCAACUAGUGUAUGUCAAAAUGGGCUCUGCUGCUAUGUUGAAGCACGUAUCUAACCUUCUAGUCAUAGCCCUUUUAAUACUGGGAACAUGUUCAGCACAUAAAUCAUCCGGCGGUAGUCACAAGGGCAGUAGCAGCAACAAGAGAGGUGGUUAUGGUUAUGGCUAUAAUGAUAUCCAAUAUGGUAACACCUUGGGACGUGGUCGAGGAAAUUUGCGUGGAUUGUCCAAUUGCUACAGCCGAGGGGCACGACCUUGUUAUGGAAUUGCGAAUGCUAUCCACUGUUACAACCCUCGUGAUCAAUGUAACGGACGACCCGACUGCCCAAUGGGUGAUGAUGAAAUGAAUUGUCAAGGUGGCGCCAAUGCCAUUCGGACCGUAUUUAGUACCCGAACUUCAACAAGAACAACAACAUCCACAUCCACAACAACAACAACUACAACAACAUCCACUACGACGACAGUUGCCUCAACUAUGACAACAAUGUCUACAUCGUCUAGAAAACUGACAGCCAUCGUUCCAUACAUAGCCACCUCCUCUGCAGCUACUGCUAUCUCUACGACAAGUAAAACUUAUGAUGCACUGAUGACAGUUCCUGCGGGUAUGUAUCCGAAUGCUGACAUCAUUUGCAUGGAUCUUAUGGCGGUUGCUGCUGCUGCUGUCGUACCCGCUGCGCGCCUUUAUCAUUAUCGGCCAGUCACGUGGACAAUUUCAAUCACACCAACUGCGCAUGUAUCAUGCAUGCCUUCCACAACCACAUAUGUAUAGGUUUAGUUCACGGUUGUUGUUUUUUCGACCGCACAAUAUAUGUAAAAAACAAUAAUAUAUGUAUUUCAAACAUGUUUUGGUAUUCAAAUAGUCUAAAUUCCACAAGAAAGCAAAUGAUUUGUAUAAAUAUCUGUUUUAUUGUAACUGUACCUCUUGUAAAAUUUAUUCAAAUUGGCUAUGAGCUUCAUUGAUAUCUUCAAAAUAAGAAAUCAUUCUUACGUCAUGGAAGGAGUUUGCAAGUAUAUAUUUUAUAAAACAGUAUAUUUCAAUAAUAAAAACCUAUUAAUAAUUAGAAUCCUGACUGAUCUAGUUUGUUUAUGAUUUUGCCGGUUAUCAUAGAAAUAAAUGUUUAUAACAUUAACUGGUUUACGCAACUGAAUAAUGCCUCCGUAUAUAAACAGUAAAACGAAAAACUUAUCUGUCUGUCAAGAUAAAAACGAAAGUUUGGUGAAAUAAGUUUUACUUUUAAUAUUUGUUCUUAAAAAGAAAAUAAUUCUUUAAAAAUAAAAGAAACAAAACUUGAGACAGAAUAUCAACGGCCUUACACGAUUUAGAUUUAACAGGUCACCGGCAAUCCUAAAUGGCGUUAUGAUAUUUGUAUUUUUUGACAAACUUAUUGAUUGUUCGAAAUGUAAGGUUAAAGUUUAUUCAAAAUUUUACCGAAAUGUCUUUUGUUUGCUAUGUGGUCAAAAUAAUGCAGCGUACAGAAUUAUUCACUGCCUUGAAAAUAAACAGACUGGGCGAUAUGGCAAGUUAUUGUGACCUAUUAGCAAAAAAGACAUUUGAGUACUUAUUUUUUCUUUUCAUUAUGCAUAAAGGUUUGUUUUUAUGAUAGGUUUUUAGACUUAACCUUGAUGUAGUACAAUAACCUUUAUCCCUGGUGAAUUAAAGAAUAAAUCAAUGAAAACUUU
This is a messenger RNA of Ruditapes philippinarum (Manila clam), 1783 nucleotides long. RefSeq lists its product as uncharacterized. The record is from RefSeq and is a predicted model, not a curated record. Gene Ontology annotation, molecular function: protein binding. The transcript is spliced from 4 exons. NCBI's taxonomy places the organism in Eukaryota, Metazoa, Mollusca, Bivalvia, Venerida, Veneridae. The coding region runs from base 54 to 872 and encodes 272 amino acids.